GUUCUCUAAGUUUAAAGUAUAAUAUUCUAAAGCUAGCCAGUUUUAUUCCUGUCUAUCAACGGAGAACAGUUGUAAAUAUUUUUGUGUAUAUAUAUAGCAAUGACUACAUAUUUAAAUUGGUUACCUUCCUUGAGCAUUGGUGCUUAUUUUGGGUCCGCUGGUGAAAAUAGUAAACCACAAUCCCCUGUUACUCCAAUACAAACAACUCAAAGUGAAAAUAACAAAAUGUUUGGGUUUUGGAAUGAAAUAUUUGGGAAAGCUCCCAAAAUUGAAAAGUAUUCCCCAGAAAAUAUAAGACGUCUAAGUGAUCUUCUUAGAAAGCAGUCCAAAAAUGGGAGCGAUGAUAGUAUAGUUGAUGUAUUAAAGGAAAUGACACAGGUUUUGGUUUGGGGUGAUCAACACAAACCGGUUAUACUUGAAUAUUUUUUUGAAAACAAUAUCCAUGAUAUAAUCUUAACCUUAUUGAAACAAACUAAAAGUCUGCAUAUAACAAAACAAAUAUUGCAAACCAUGAAUAUUUUAUUCGAAAACAUACAUGAUCUUACAUCAUUAUAUUUCUUAUUAUCAAACAAUUAUGUUAAUGAAAUAAUAUGUCAUGAGUUUGAUUUUUCAAAUGAUGAAAUUUUGGCAUAUUAUAUUAUAUUUUUACGAACGUUAUCUCUUAAGUUGGAUUCAAACACAUUAUUUUUCUUUUUUAAUGAGAGACAUGAUGAUUUUCCUCUUUAUUCUGAAGCAAUCAAAUUUUUUAAGUCGGAUGAGAGUAUGAUUCGUGCUUCUGUUCGAACUGUGACAUUAAAUAUAUUUGCCGUUAAUGAUGCGCAAAUGCAAGAAUUUGUUUUGGAUAGGAAUGCAUCACCAUAUUUUUCGAAUUUAGUUAAUUUUAUUUCUGACUUCUCAAGAAUAUUAGACGAAAUAAGUGAUAAACCAGAUUACUAUAAGCGAUAUCAAACAUUUAAUUAUUAUCUUGUCGAGCAUUGUGACAAUUUUUAUUAUAUUAAUGAUAUCAUAAAUCUGGAAAAUGAAAGGAUGAAUCAAGAAUUAACAUCACAUUUAAUGGAUCUUUUAUUAAAACCAAUUUAUGCCGAUAGUUUGGUGAAAAGGGAAUUGCUACCGUACAAACAGACAAUGCGUACAAGUUCAGUUGUAGCGCUUGCACUUUUAUGUCACGUGCUUCACAUAUUUCGUCAUCCACCUUUAGUCACAGCGGUGGUCGCUAUGCUUUUUUCUAAUUCUCCAGAGUUAAUGGAUUAUCCUCAAUCUCCUAGACUCGACAAUUCAUAUGCAAAUCCAUCAACGUUAUUCAAGAAGAGGAAUCUCUAUAGAGAGGCCAUAAUGGGGUUCUUGAUUCCUGAAAUUCCUGAAGAUUCAGACCAUGAUUAUUUCGAUAUGAACACUCUACCAGCUCUUUGUUUAAUAUAUAUGUCAUGUCGAAAUCAUGCGAUUGCACCAGAUAUACUUUUGGCCGCAGAAGUAUAUCCUCAAAAAUUAUUAAGAACACGUCGACUUAUGAACUCGGUAGCAUCUAGUUUUGAGGAUUUGCAAAAUAGCCACCACUUUUCUUCAAGGCAAGGAUAUUCAUUUGAUACAUCAUCAAUAGCAUCAUCAGCAACCUCCUCUUCACAAAGCAAACCAAUAUUUAUGGAUGAUUUCGAUGAUGAAUCUUUACAUUCACCAAUAAGUUCUAGAGCAGAUCAUGGAUCAUUUGCUGAUGAUAUGGACGAAAUUCCAUAUUCAAUUCCUUCUAUAAAAAUAACUGAAGUCCAACCUCAGGUAAAAAGUUAUCGCGCAGUGCUGGUUCAAAAUAUUUUGACGCUUUUAUGCGUGUAUUAUCGUUUAUGUAGACCAAUAACACUUCAGAUGGCCGCAGAAGUAUUACUUGAACUUUUGUAUUAUAAUGGUACAGGUGAAUGUUUAACGUUUGAGCAGACAGAUAUGAUGAAUAAAACUGAAAAAGAAUUACAAGAAAGGGUGAAAACUUAUUUCUUAAACGAUUGUGAAUUUCAAUUAGAAGAAUUUGAAAAAGCAGUCAAUGAAUCAAUGUUUGGAGGGGAUAAAUACGUCGGAGAGAUUAUAAUGAAUGCAAAAUUGUUAUUUCCACCUCCACUAUCAAGUCCACUACCGGCAAUGUCCACUGAUCCCUCAAAGAAAAAUUCAACCCGGCCAGAAAUUUCCAAUGAAAUUAUCAGAGAUAUUAAAACGCUCCAUCUGCUUCGCCAAUCUCGUUUAUUAUUAUCAAGAAAAAUGAUAUUAGAAGAACCACCUUUUGAGGAAGAAGAGUAUAUAGAAGAGGAAGAUGAAUAUAAAGAUGAAUUGGUUUAUCAUAGUGAAUUAGUUGAUGAAAGAUUCAUUUCAGCUCAUCAACAAAUGUAUUCUUCAACCUCGGAAAAUGGGGAUGGCAUAAAGGUUCGUCAAAGGAGGGAUACAAAAGAUUCUACUUCAUCUUGGGUUACGAUAAAUGAAUUUGAUAAAAGAAAGAAAUUGGUAUUGGAUAAACUUGGUAUACAAUUAUAAUUAAUUAACUAUUAAACUUAGAAUUAAAAUUUAAUUGAGAGGA
Molecule: messenger RNA, 2554 nt
Organism: Rhizophagus irregularis DAOM 181602=DAOM 197198
Lineage: Eukaryota; Fungi; Glomeromycota; Glomeromycetes; Glomerales; Glomeraceae
Source: RefSeq, a predicted model, not a curated record